AUCCUUUGAUUGUGUAUUUCAUAUCAAAAUCUAUAUAGUCUUUCUUGUUCCACUGGCAAGGCAAGGACAAAAUUAUCAAAUGUCUGUUUCGUUAUUACAACCUUCUUUUUUUAUGUCAAAGACAAAAAGCUACGCGCAAAUUCUCAUUGGAUCUCGGUUGUUCUUAACAGCGAUGGCUAUUCAUUUAAGUCUUCGGGUAGCACCACCAGAUCUUCAACAAGGUGGAAAUUCUCGUAUUCUGUAUGUACAUGUUCCUGCGGCUCGGAUGAGUAUAGUUAUUUAUAUCGCAACGGCUAUUAACAGUUCCUUGUUCCCAUUAACAAAGCAUCCCCUUUUUCUUCGCUCUUCCGGAACCGGUACAGAAAUUGGUGCUUUUUCUACUUUGUUUACCUUAGUAACUGGGGGGUUUCGGGGAAGGCCUAUGUGGGGUACCUUUCGGGUGUGGGAUGCUCGUUUAACUUCUGUAUUCAUCUUGUUCCUUAUUUACCUGGGUGCACUGCGUUUUCAAAAGCUUCCUGUCGAAUCGGCUCCUAUUUCAAUCCGUGCUGGACCGAUCGAUAUACCAAUAAUAAAGUCUCCAGUCAACUGGUGGAAUACAUCGCAUCAAUCUAGGAGCAUUAGCCGAUCUGGUACAUCAAUACAUGUUCCUAUGCCCAUUCCAAUCUUGUCUAACUUUGCUAACUUCCCCUUCUCCACCCGUAUCUUGUUCGUUCUGGAAACACGUCUUCCUAUUCCAUCUUUUCCCGAAUCUCCCUUAACGGAAGAAAUAGAAGCUCGAGAAGGAAUACAAAAAAAACCUAGUUCACUCGGCUCGGCAUCCAUGGCUGAAUGGUUUAAGCGCCUAACCUGGGCAACUUCCCUCCUCAGUUGUAAGACAUAUCAGCAGUUCCGUGAUCGCCAGCGCCUAUAUCUGCUCCUGAUGCGCCUGCGCCCAGAGUUUGAGCCUUUACGGGAGCAGCUUCUCCAUCGCGACCUGUCCCUCGGCUUGACACUGCUUUGUCUUCCUAAGCGAAAACGGGCUACUGAUAUUUAUCAGUAUCUCGUCGCGCAAGAAAAUAAAGUAAAGUUUGAGAACCUAAGUUCCCCAGUUUGCCACAUGAAGCCUCGCCUUUUUUCCGGGGAAGACUCCAUGCAGUAUGCAGUUGACAAGAGAGGGAAAGACAGCUUACUUAAGAGGGGGUCCACAUCAGACCUCAAGAGCGCUUCUAAAAGUUCUCUUCCAUUCGAGGGCUAUCCUGUAUUCAGGAAGGCAAAACCAUAA
This is a messenger RNA of Ananas comosus (pineapple), 1261 nucleotides long. RefSeq names its product putative cytochrome c biosynthesis ccmC-like mitochondrial protein. Lineage: Eukaryota; Viridiplantae; Streptophyta; Magnoliopsida; Poales; Bromeliaceae. The coding region runs from base 80 to 1261 and encodes 393 amino acids. Gene Ontology annotation, biological process: cytochrome complex assembly; heme transport. The record is from RefSeq and is a predicted model, not a curated record. The transcript has 4 exons. Gene Ontology annotation, cellular component: plasma membrane. Gene Ontology annotation, molecular function: heme binding; heme transmembrane transporter activity.